Zingiber officinale is the source of this 1491-nucleotide messenger RNA. Its product is annotated as F-box protein At2g14500-like. The record is from RefSeq and is a predicted model, not a curated record. Lineage: Eukaryota; Viridiplantae; Streptophyta; Magnoliopsida; Zingiberales; Zingiberaceae. Gene Ontology annotation, molecular function: protein binding. The coding region runs from base 1 to 1491 and encodes 496 amino acids. The transcript has a single exon.
AUGAAGCCGUCGCCUGCUUUAUCGCCGUCUCUGGUAUAUUCUGCUCCCAUGGCUGGCGGCAGCUGGUCUCAUCUGCCGCUUGAUCUCUUCUCCCUCAUCUUCUCCAAACUCUCCCUUCCUCAAUUUCUCCGGUCGGCCGCCGUCUGUGCUUCGUGGUCGGCUGCAGUCGGCGAUCUGUCCGCGCGCGGCAGAUGCGUUAUGUUCCGCGGGCAGAGCCACUGGCUCGUGCUUAACAACGACGACAAUCGAUCCGCCGUCGUCACCUUCUACGCCUUGGACGAGGCAAGGGAGUACACCAUCCCCGUCCCGGACCCUCCCAUAAGCGACCGAAUCUUCCUCGGCUCUGCUCACGGUUGGAUCAUCACGAUGGAUGUCCGCCUCCGGGUUCAACUGCUGAACCCGAUCAUCGGCGCGCAGAUCGACCUCCCUGGCUUCGUCUUGCUCUCCGAGCACACCCACCCCAUCCGCGACACUGCAGGGCGCCUAAUCGGCUUCAGGAUGCCGACGAUACCAGUGGACGAAGAAGAGCUACAGGUACGGCGGUGCCCUACAAACGGUUAUAACCUUACCCAUUUGUGUCUAGAACAGCAUCACCUCAAAGCAAUCCUAUCUGCUGAUCCGUCGCUCGGAGAUGGCUACACCGUCGCGCUCAUCCAAUAUCCUUCCGGGAGAAUCUUUUUCAUCAGCUCCGGCGACGAGAAAUGGUUGGAAUUACAUUGCUCCAUUUCAAUUGAAAAUAUGGUCUUCCAUAAAGGCAAACUAUAUGUGAGCACACUUUCGGUAGUGUAUUUUUGUGACUUGGACGAGGCCCGAAUUCGACAUGGCGAGAUUCCCAGAUUUAGAGUGGUCGAUCGAUCUCGACAUCUCGCGAUGCCCAGAUUUGGAGUGGUCGAUCGAGCUCAACAUCUUACCAAACUACACUACUUGUUCGAGACUCCUCGAGGGGAUCUUUUGAGUAUUUGGAAGGAGAGAAAUGAAACGAAGACCAUCUCUGUCGAGGUUUACAGGGUGAUGAUAGAUGAUGAUGAUGAGGAGGAGGAGCGAGUAGGAAAAGGGAUUGACAUGCUAGAGUUUAUUUUGUCCUUUGGCAACAGCGAAAGCAUGGCGGUGGUGGAUAAGCAAUUGUCGAUGCUAAGAGAAGAAGCCAAGGACUUGGGAGACUUGAGCGUCUUCUUGGGCGGCCGCCACCCAUUUUGCCUUUCUCCUCGUGAUUUUCCUGCAGGACAUUUGACACCUAAUUCUAUAUAUUUCAUGGAUGAUCACUACGAUAUAAUAGAUAUUCGAGGAGAAACAGAGUUGGACGCCUACUAUCGGCUCAUGUUUGAAGAUCUAGUAAAUUUGCAACAGUUUUCUGCCCCCAUUCGGUCUGUCUACCUUCUGCCAUUAAUGUUUAUGGAAAGAAAUUGGCUCAGAAAAAUUCUGAAUUGUCGCAUUGACAACAAGACUUUUGUCCGAUUAUAUUGGCAGCCUCCCUCAACCUCCUUCCAUUAA